Molecule: messenger RNA, 276 nt
Organism: Cercopithifilaria johnstoni
Lineage: Eukaryota; Metazoa; Nematoda; Chromadorea; Rhabditida; Onchocercidae
Source: the annotation of a GenBank genome assembly
AUGUAUGAUGAUGAUGAUGAUGAUAAUGGUGAUAAUGAUUAUGAUGAUUAUACUAAUGAGGAUGAUGAUGAUGAUGACAAUGGCAAUGAGAGUGAUUAUGAUGAUGAUAAUUACAAUGAUGAUGAUGAUAAGGGUGAAAGUGAUAUGAAUGAUGAUGACAAUGCUAAUGAGAAUGAUGAUGAUAAGGGUGAAAGUGUUGUGGGUGAUGAUGAUAAUGAUGCUGAUAUUAAUAAUAAUAAUAAUGAUGGUGGCGAUACUGCUGAAGAUAAUAUCUGA